AUGAUUUUCCAAACAAUUUUAACCAACAAAAAGGUGCUCACUGCCUGUGUGAUUGCGACGGUGAUAACGGUGUGUGCCAUUGUGGUACCGAUUAUUGUCGUCAAUUCGUAUGAUGAGGCACCCACUCCGAAGAAAUUCUCCGGCCGCGAUGUACUCGAUGAAGUGCCACUUAUCGAUGGACACAAUGAUCUUCCAUUCAGCAUAUACCUAGUGGAGCGGAACUUAAUCAAUCGCUUCAACCUUGACUCUAAUCUCAAGGAGCAUCCCGUCUGGUCUGCUGAAGACCGAACACACACGGAUCUACCCCGUUUACGUCAGGGGAAGCUUGGAGCCCAGUUCUGGGUAGCCUAUAUUCGUUGUGCAGACACGGAGUACAAGGAUGCGGUGGCACGCACCUUGGAGCAGAUAGACGUUACAAAACGCCUCAUCAAGAAGUAUCCGAACGAUUUCAAGUAUGCCGAUUCCGCGGAUGGAAUUAUGGAAGCCUUCCGGGAGAAAAAACUGGCCUCCUUGAUUGCCGUCGAGGGUGGCCAUUCCAUCGAUUCCCGGCUGGCGGUGCUGCGGUUGUUUUACGAGCUUGGUGUUCGCUAUCUGACACUGACACACUCCUGCAACACUCCCUGGGCCGAUGCAUCGCCGGUAGACGACGUGAACCCACCGCCAGCACCGUCCCAGUUGAACAACCUGUCCGCUUGGGGACGCCACGUGAUAUGGGAGAUGAACCGUCUCGGCAUGAUGAUCGACAUAUCGCACGUCAGCUAUGGUGUUAUGAGGGACGUGCUGCAACACAGCCGGGCGCCAGUUAUCUUCAGCCACUCGUCCGCCCAUGCCGUCUUCGAGCAUCAUCGUAACGUGCAGGACGACAUUUUGUGGGAACUCGGCCGAAAGAAGGGGAUUGUCAUGGUCAACUUCUAUCCGCUGUUCGUCGGAGGAAACACCAUCGACGCUGUUAUCAAGCACCUGAACCACAUUCGGACGCUAAUCGGUGUCGAUCACAUCGGGCUCGGAGGUGACUACAACGGAGUGACUGUUACACCGGAAGGGCUGGAGGAUGUCUCCAAAUAUCCGGACCUGUUCGACAUGCUGGCGGAUGGUGUGCUCCGUACGGGUGAAACGUUUGAGCCGUGGACGAGGGAAGAUCUUCAGAAGCUGGCCGGGUUGAAUCUGUUGCGAGUUUUCCGCGAGGUAGAACGCAUCCGGGACGGUUUGGUGGACGAGGAACCGUUUGAAGACCUCAUACCAUACGAAGAAUUCGAACGAGCCAAUGUGGCCGAACAGCCGUGUAUGUCGGACAUUGACAUGCACAAGAACUUACAGAAAGAGGGAAAGCGGCUAUUCGUUACACCGGAACACUUUUAG
Anopheles marshallii is the source of this 1359-nucleotide messenger RNA. Its product is annotated as dipeptidase 1-like. Lineage: Eukaryota; Metazoa; Arthropoda; Insecta; Diptera; Culicidae. Gene Ontology annotation, biological process: proteolysis. The coding region runs from base 1 to 1359 and encodes 452 amino acids. Gene Ontology annotation, molecular function: metallodipeptidase activity. The record is from RefSeq and is a predicted model, not a curated record. The transcript has 4 exons.